Messenger RNA from Leishmania mexicana MHOM/GT/2001/U1103, 2112 nucleotides. RefSeq lists its product as hypothetical. NCBI's taxonomy places the organism in Eukaryota, Euglenozoa, Kinetoplastea, Trypanosomatida, Trypanosomatidae. The record is from RefSeq and is a predicted model, not a curated record. Gene Ontology annotation, molecular function: methyltransferase activity. Bases 1 to 2112 code for a protein of 703 amino acids. The transcript has a single exon. Gene Ontology annotation, biological process: RNA methylation.
AUGGCUGGAGGUGCCACUGGGACAGCACACAGCAACUACCCACACACAUUUUCCGCUGAGCUUAUCCGUCAUUGCGAGGAUGGAUGCAUUCCACCCGAGGUGUUCGCUGACGCGCGUGCGUUGCUCGACGACGAGCACCGUCGCCGCUAUGUCCGUAUCAAUCCGCGAUGCGAGGAACGGGUUCUGGACGCUGGGGCGGAAGCCGUUCUGCGGCUGGACACACACUCGACGGCAGCACGGAUGUGUACAAGCACGUUGCUGUCUCCUGAAGAAGAGAGGAUGGUCAGCACGCUGCAAGGCUCUAUGCGUGCAGGCGCCACAGAGGCAUCCUCGCCGGCCACCGAUGAAGCUGUAGCUUCGCAAAGUCAAAAACGCAACGUUCGUGACGACGCGCCCCGCGCCAGUGUGUUGCGUCUCGGCCUCGCUGCCCUUACUGGCCUGGCCUUGGAGUCCGUCGAGCCGGUGGCGUGGCUGCCUUGCGGUGUGUUUGCCCUCCCGUGGUCGUACCCCAUGGGCGGCAACCCUCUUUUUCUAGACGGGACGCUGCUUGCGAUGGAUGCAGCGUCGAUAGCGGCGGUGGUGGCUCUGCAUCCGCGCAAGGGGGAUCGUGUCCUGGACCUUUGCUGUGCUCCUGGCAUGAAGCUGGGGCUUUUGGCGGAUGCAGUGACGAGAGGUCACGCGGGCGGCACCGGCUCACCCCUCUCCGCGGCGUCGCCGUCCCUCGCAGACGGCCUUGUUGUUGGCGUGGAUGUGAGUCUCGCUCGCUUAUAUAUGACUCGAUCCACACUGAAGAAGCAGCAGCAGCAGGGCGGCACCGCUGACACUCCGUCAUCGCUUCCUGUGUGCUUGUUUGCCGGUGAUGGGUGCUGCUUCUCCAUGGAAAGCGCAGGGGCAGCGCUUGAUCUGACUGGAUCGGCUGUGGAUGCUGGCACAGGGCUGACGAAGGUGGAGAGGCGGCGGCUUCAGCGUCAGUACAACGCGACUACGGCAACCGCAGGAUCGAAGCGAGACCGUUCAGCUUCGGGGGCAGCUGCGUGUGUAGUGUCUCACAAGGCGGAGUCGAGUCCGCCGCCGACUGUCGUCUAUGCUCCCGCCCACAUCCGCCCCAUUGUGGCUGCAUGGCUGCACGAAGAAGCGUGCGGCUCGCAAGUGGCUGACGCAUUGACUACACCACCGUCGCACCCGCAGCCGUUGCUUUUUGACCGCGUUCUUGUGGAUGCAGAAUGCUCCCACGACGGCUCCGUCGCCCACAUGCAGCUCGGCGAGCCGCAUGCGAAUGCCGCUGCUACAGCGCGCAACUCCACACCUGGUGCUUGUUCGACGUCGUCGGCUGUAUCGACAAUCCGGAAAGGCAGAGGCGUUGAUAACGAGUAUCGCAUGCAUCACAUGAACCUUGGCAUCGCGGAGGGUGAAGUGGGGCCGCAGACAGAGAAGACGCCAUUCGCAUCUUCGCAGCCUCUUGCAAACUCCCCUGCGGGGAGCGGCGAGCACAGCAAGAAGAACACUCCCUCCCCUUCAUCCGCCUCUCUCUUUGCUCUCCAGUCGAAGCUGCUAGAUAACGGCUAUCGCCAGCUUCGACCAGGUGGGACACUUGUGUACGCGACCUGCUCCUACUCGUACGUGCAAAACGAGUAUGUUGUGCGCCGAUUCCUGGAGCGCGCCAACGCGGUCAAUGAGAAGGUGGAUCCGUGUGACGCGCGCAGUCGUUUCACGGCCAACGAAGUCCCGAGACAGGCUACAGCCGUUUUGGUACCAGCCUUCUCUUACGCGCAUGAGGCAGAUGGGAAGAGUGUGUCUGGCGUUGCCAGCAACGACAGCGUCGCCGCUUGCGUGCGGAUGAAUAGCGAAGAGCAACGGCGUGACGUGCAGCGACUCCUGGAUGCACACGUCUUCGACUACGGCACAGUGCAGAGAGGGCACGACCGGUACGCUUAUGUCGAAGGUGCUAGCCACGGCGCCCCCUCUGCGGACGAGCACGCCGCCUUGGGGAGUCGUUUCUGGCCCCGUCUCUUUCAGUCCAGCUUUCUCUACGUGGCAAAGAUAUGGAAGAGGCCACCAGAAGCCGCUGUGUCGGUCGAGGGCGGGAGUAGGGGUGUUGCCAGUGAGAAGUAA